CGCCCCUCCCCGGGUGGCCAGCCGGCGUCCCGUCGGGCGCCACGCGGGGUCAGCGCGGGGUCAGCGUGGGGUCAGAGGGCCAGGCGCGCUGCGGUUCCGCCGGCUCUUCGGCUCCCCGGCUCCGCGGCCCGGCCGGGCGGGCGCAAGGCAGGAUGUACACGCUGCUGUCAGGCCUGUACAAGUACAUGUUCCAGAAGGAUGAGUACUGCAUUCUGAUCUUGGGUCUGGACAACGCCGGGAAGACGACCUUCUUGGAGCAGUCAAAGACCCGGUUCAACAAGAACUACAAGGGGAUGAGUCUGUCCAAAAUCACUACCACUGUGGGCCUAAACAUCGGCACUGUGGACUUUGGAAAGGCCCGCCUCAUGUUCUGGGACUUAGGGGGGCAGGAGGAGCUGCAGUCUCUGUGGGACAAGUACUACGCGGAGUGCCAUGGCGUCAUCUACGUCAUCGACUCCACGGAUGAGGAGCGGCUGUCCGAGUCCAAGCGAGCAUUCGAGAAGAUGGUCACAAGCGAGGCGCUGGACGGUGUCCCCAUCCUGGUGCUGGCCAACAAGCAGGACAUUGAGACUUGCCUCUCCAUCCCCGACAUCAAGACUGUGUUCAGCGACUGCGCCUCCAAGAUCGGCAGGCGCGACUGCCUGACCCAGGCCUGCUCGGCCCUCACGGGUAAGGGGGUGCGCGAGGGCAUCGAGUGGAUGGUGAAGUGCGUCGUGCGGAACGUGCACCGGCCGCCGCGGCAGCGGGACAUCACAUAGGCGCAGCCGGCCCAGGGCGCCUGCCGCUCGUCCUGAAGAGCUCCUGCUGAUUCCGCCGCUGAUCCCCCCGGGGGCUGGGUUGGCUUUGCCUUGGGGUGGUUCUACUUGCUUUGUUUUUCUUCUAAGACAAACUUUUCUCUGUAUCCAGAAAAGCGUAGGCAUCCGGAGGCUUCUUCUGCCGAGGGGAGCUGGGGUGGCAGGGACCCCACCAGACCCUCACAUCGGGCCUGGGCCCCGCCCCCAAGGCCCAGUUUUGGGGUCCCGGGGUGAGGCCUUGGCAGGCCACCACUCCCUUUGGAGCUGCUGCUCCAGCAGGCCUGCCGGCCUGGACCCUCGUGGGGCCUUGUGGGGCAGCUGCUUGGAACUGGGUUUUUCCAGAGGUGUGGGGCCUUUCACAGUGACCAGGGCUACAUCGUGCCCACAGAGGGGGCCGGGGGGCCAUGGCUGUCCUCAGCCUCUGUUCCCUCUGAUCCUGGAGGCGGACCGGGGGGCUGGUGUCAGCUUCAGGAAGACCUGGGCUUGCCUCCGUCCCUGUCCUGAUGCAGCCUCAGGACAGGGCAGGGGAGACCUGCCUGGGAGGCUGUGUGCCCCCUCCACUGGCCCAGCCACCUUGUUUUGAUCCCCAGCAAGGACGGUAAAGCUAGGCGGUUGUGCUGGGAGUGGGCAUCACCCCACCCCCCCAUCCCCCGCAAGCCUGCCUGCCACCCACCUAGGAUGACCACAGUUACCACCUCUGGGGUGGGCUGGUGGUGUGCUGGGCCUGCGCUUCCAGCUGGCAGUGAAGGGCGGGGUCCCCCUCAGGGCUGGGGUGAGCCAUCUAGAAAGCCCUUUCCAGGCCUGUGUCCAGGAGCAGAGGCCCUCCAGGCGAGACUGGUCCUCAGGACCCUCCCACACGGCCCCUGCAGGAGCUGCCAACCCCCCAUGAGCCUAGCUGUGGGUGAAAUAAAGACAGUUGGAGUGGC
Molecule: messenger RNA, 1720 nt
Organism: Globicephala melas (long-finned pilot whale)
Lineage: Eukaryota; Metazoa; Chordata; Mammalia; Artiodactyla; Delphinidae
Gene: ARFRP1
Product: ARF related protein 1
Biological process (GO): Golgi to plasma membrane protein transport; protein localization to Golgi apparatus; intracellular protein transport
Cellular component (GO): Golgi apparatus
Molecular function (GO): GTP binding; GTPase activity
Source: RefSeq, a predicted model, not a curated record